CUGUUUGAUGGUCUUUAUUGAAGCAUUUUAAAAGCUGGAAUUAACAUUUUAUUUGCAAAAAAGCAUCACUUUUUGGAUAAAACUGUUAACUUUAUAAAACAGACUGUAAUUCCCCCUUGCCACCGCUGGGUGGUGCUGUAAGCGGGAGGUCCUGCAGUUGCGCACUAGAAAGCGGCGGAGCUGCUACGUGGAAAGGCGGGGGGAGUUCAGGGGAGGAGAGCGGCGACUCGCGCGCGCUCGCUCUUUGAUCAAAAAUGAGUCGCGUCCUGAGACGGAGCUGAAACAGGAGGACGUCUGCGCCAUGGACGGCGGGCUGACCAUCACCUUCUUCUCCGUGGCCAUGUUCGUGGGCUCCUUCCUGCUCGGAUUCUUCCCGCUUCUGUUCAGGCUGUCUGAGAAAAGCCUGCAGUUUGUCUCCAUUCUCGGGGCCGGGCUGCUGUGCGGGACGGCUCUGGCCAUCACCAUCCCGGAAGGUGUGGCUUUGCUGGAGGACUCCUGGAAAGCAUCCUCCUCUGAUGUGCCAUCUGCUCUCAAUGCCAAUAAAUCCAACGCCUCCGCCACAGAAGAAGAAAGCCCGCCGCCUCGCUCCUACAUCGGAGUGGCGCUAACGUUGGGAUUCACCUUCAUGUUUGUUGUGGAUCAAGUUGGAGGUUACUUCUCCACGCGGGGUCCAUCGAGGCCGGCGCCGCACGGCUCCCACAUCACAGCCACUCUGGGCCUGGUCAUCCAUGCAGCAGCCGACGGCUUUGCUCUGGGUGCUGCAGUGGCUACGGGUCAAGUGGCGGUUCAGGUUGUUGUGUUUUUUGCUGUGAUUCUUCACAAGGCUCCUGCAGCUUUCGGUCUGGUGUCCUUCCUGAUGCACGCAGGCCUUGACAAGAAGUUCAUUCAGGGACAUCUGCUGGCCUUCUCAGCUGCAGCCCCUCUUGUUGCUAUCAGUACAUAUUUCAUCUUGCAAGCAUCUGGAAAUUCGGCGCAGAAGCAGCUCGGUGCCACGGGCGUAGGAAUGCUCUUCUCAGCCGGGACCUUCCUCUAUGUGGCCACGGUGCACGUGCUCCCAGAGGUCAGCCGGACAGAGCAGCGCCCCUCCCAGCUCCAGCAGCACGCCGGAGCGGGGGACCGCCACCAGCGGCACUUGGGACUCAUGGAGAGCGCCACUCUCAUCCUGGGGGUGGGACUGCCAGUGUUGUUGGCUCUUGGGCUCCAUGACGACUAAGAAGGAGGCUUCAGGACGGUUGAAGCUGCAAACGGCGUUGUAAGGCCUGUAGGAGCUCCUCGCCGCCCCUCCAUUUGCCCUUUUUUUUUACCUGCUUCUAGUGGCUGAGCGGCUGUUUCACCCCCCCUUGCUCUCUCUCUUUGCCCCUUGCCACCCCGGUCAGAGCUGCACAUUUUUUCUUUUCUGUUAGGUUUUAUCUCCAUAGCAACCGCUUAAUUUUUUGGUCCCCUGAUAAUGAUAGUCAGAUCUAUGUAAUAUUGAGAGGAAUUGGCUAAACUAAAACUUUGAAUUUCCUUGACAACUGAGGUGGUUUAUUAACCCCGCCCACAUCCCUUAUUUGUUCACGUUAUAUUGUUUUGUACGGAAGCUGAUAACGGCCUGCCCUACUUUUUUCUUUUUACUGUUUUCUCGUGAUAUCGAGAUAAUGACGGAUAUCCCGUGGCGUCGCUCUCUCUCUCUUUCCCGCACUUAGACUUUAACUGUUUUAAGUUUCUUUAAUUUGUGGUCAACAGCAAAGACGGCAGAAGAAAAAAACUCACCAAAAGUCGUUUUUUAAUCUAUUUUUUAUGUAUUAGUGGAUCUACGCUCCUUAAACGCCUUAAUUCCCCCCACCCUCUCUUUCCCUAAAACCCCCGACAACCGGUUGAUUGACUGCUUCCCAGUGACACUCGAGGAGUCAGGAAGUGGAAGAUUUCAAAUGUGUAGCUGCUGCUUAAGGCUAAUUCUGUGGAAAGGUCAAAGGUUAACCAGACGUCGCUGGCGGUUGUAGACUUAGCCUGGUGGCGUGAAAUUUCGUGAAGGUCACUCGUGAAAAUGUCAAAAUCGUCACACGUUGCUAGAAAAUGGCUGCCAAGCCGUAGGUCCUGUGGCCAUCCCAUAAUAAUCUCACAACUUCCUUUGGAUAUCUCUGUCAUGUGUGGUUCGGUUUUGUUUCUUUAUUUUUAACUUUGUUUUUAGCCCUAUGAGAGAUUUUAACCCCUUUCAUCGUGUUUUUUUGUUGGUUUCUCUCGCAGUGAUGUCAUCUUUUCUGGGGUAAACUUUUAACUCAAGGCGCAAAGAAAGAGGAAUUGCGAAAACAAUCUGGUCCUUCAGGAAAACUGAGCGCGUGCCAAAUAUGUCAACUCUAGAAGAAACGUAUCUUUUUAGUCCGCUUUUUAUUCCUGUGUCUGACAAUCCUUCCAGGUUUUGUAAGGAUCUCCAAGAAAACAGGCCGAUCGUUUGACACUAUUGUGUCGACUGUUGAAGAUUAAGGUCACAAGUUUCAUUCUGUGAAAUGAAUAUGAUGUUGGAAAGAAGCUUUUAUUGUCUCACAAAAGUCACGUUGUCGCUUCCUUUUCCACUGUUCACAACAUGAAAAAAGACACAAACAUCUUUUCACAUUAGAGCCUUUAAAGGAUUUUUCAAAGAACGUCUUACUCCGGUCAUCGUUUGAUCUACCUUGAUGCGUUCCCAGUGGUCUUUUAAUUCAUAUUAUGCCAUUUUCUAGGACAUAUCUGUUGUCCACUGAGUGCGUUAUGUUAUGUUGAUGUGUGCAUUUUCGGCAAUCCGGCUUCCACGGCGUACGUUAAUACUGAUAAUGCACACUUUGAAGACCAUCAACAUGCUUAUACCAUGGUCACUUACAAAAGAAAUAAAUAUUCAAUCAGUUUUUAGUACUUUAAUCGGUUUAGAUUUUUUUUUCCCACAAAAGAAUUGACUAUUUGUUACAUGGUGCGCCGCUCCAAUCACCAACCUCGACGGCAGCGGCAAAGGAAUUCAAUAUAUAUGCUAAUCGUCACGAUGGGUAAAUAAAGCAUCAGUUCAGAGAGAAAGCUCACCUCUUACAGCUUGUUUCUGUCCAGAUGAUGAAGAUAAAGUUUGUUUUAAAGAAGCCAGCGCAGUGAUACAGAACAUUUAAGCUAAGUAACCGGAACUUCUUUGUUUGGCGUGCAUUAUCCCUGUGCAUUAUCACUCUUUAAUGCACACCCAGCAGCCAAUCAGAAUCGAGUAUUCACCCGGACCCUGGUAUAAAUGGGGCCUAUAUGAAUCUACAUUUCUGGAAAUGGAGGAGACAUAGACCACAAUGCAUUGCGUUUGUAUAAUUUUUGUAAAAAUAAAAAAAAA
Messenger RNA from Oryzias latipes (Japanese medaka), 3316 nucleotides. RefSeq names its product zinc transporter ZIP9. Gene Ontology annotation, cellular component: membrane. Gene Ontology annotation, biological process: zinc ion transport; transmembrane transport. The record is from RefSeq and is a predicted model, not a curated record. Lineage: Eukaryota; Metazoa; Chordata; Actinopteri; Beloniformes; Adrianichthyidae. Gene Ontology annotation, molecular function: metal ion transmembrane transporter activity.